CUGACGCGCGUCGCGGCGGUCCUUACAUACUACAAAGUCUUCCCAGAACACUCCCAACAUCUUCAAAGGACUUCUAGAACACAACCACCUUCAAUCCAGUCUUGAUAUCCGAUACCAUCUUAACACCGUUUCCCUUUAACCAACACAUAACUCAUCAGCCAUAUCAUUCUCGAGAUGUCUGACCGAUCCCCCGAAGUCACCAAGUCGCAAGACGCCGUCCAAGCCACAGCCCCUCCGGGCAGUGCCGGCUCGAUUCCCACCUUGAAUGUUGAGCCUCUCCAUCAUCCCGAGGAAAUGGCCCACGUCGAGGUUCCCCACAAUGUCGAAAACAUCCCUCACGGAACUACGGUCAUGAACGGAAAGGCCCUCUUGGCCAAGAAGAUGGCGGCCACAGGAACUUCAUUCUACUCUCCUUCCGACGCUCUUGUUUCUCCUUGUACUCAAAAACUGAGCUCUCAGAAGGGUAAACGUUGGGCAAACUCAAAAGUCAAGCCGAUCGUGUUCGGAAAAUCUAAUCUAAACACCACGUCCAACUCGUUUCUUGAUCCACAUGACCCUGUGUCUACUGAAACGAAUUCUACAGAACCGGCCAAAGAUGGCGAGUCACACAACGACUAACUGGACAACCUGGGGCGAUCGAAAAAGCUAACGACUGACUCGAUCGCGCCUGUUCUCGAUUUCUUAUCCUUCUUGCGUCAUCCAGAGCUUCCAAGAGUGUUGUAUUCCUAUCAUAUAUCUGCUAUAUCAGACGGAGCGCGCCGAUCGGGCCUUCACAACCCACUCGGUCUCGUCCAUGUGCUUCAAACUCCGCUGGUCUCGAGCGACGGCUAUCUUCCCAUUCUUUUUUUUUUUUUUCUCAACUGCUUUGUUCUUGCUCG
Molecule: messenger RNA, 878 nt
Organism: Puccinia graminis f. sp. tritici CRL 75-36-700-3
Lineage: Eukaryota; Fungi; Basidiomycota; Pucciniomycetes; Pucciniales; Pucciniaceae
Exons: 4
Coding region: 175-618 (147 amino acids)
Source: RefSeq, a predicted model, not a curated record